Messenger RNA from Octodon degus (degu), 1751 nucleotides. It is a transcript of the gene Cd300lf, whose product is annotated as CD300 molecule like family member f. Gene Ontology annotation, molecular function: transmembrane signaling receptor activity. Gene Ontology annotation, cellular component: plasma membrane. The transcript is spliced from 8 exons. The record is from RefSeq and is a predicted model, not a curated record. The coding region runs from base 71 to 1024 and encodes 317 amino acids. NCBI's taxonomy places the organism in Eukaryota, Metazoa, Chordata, Mammalia, Rodentia, Octodontidae.
AUGAAGGAGUGACACUCGCAGUGCGCUCUCGCUGACAGCAUCUGACGUGGGGGACUGGCAUAGACCGAAAAUGCACCUGCUGCUGGUCUUUCCUCUCCUCUGCUGGGUCUCAGGUUUCUCUGCUGCAGAGAAAGAUAUCACUGGUCCCAAGGAAGUGAGUGGUCAUGAAGGGGGCUCACUGACUGUGCACUGUCAUUAUUCCUCAAAGUGGAAGACCAAGCCGAAGUGGUGGUGUCGAGGAGCUAAGUGGCUUAGCUGCAAGGAGCUGAUUAAAACCAAAGGAUCAGAGAAAGAGGAGAAGAAGAGGCGCUUGUCCAUCAGGGACAACCACAAAAAUUUCACGUUCAGUGUAACAGUGAAUGAUCUCACGAGAAAUGAUGCUGGUAGUUACUGGUGUGGGAUUGAAAAACCUGCAUCUGACCUUGGGGUCCCAGUUCAAGUGAUUAUUGGUCCAGCACCAACUACAGUGCCAACCACAGUCCCCACCACCUCUGUCUCUACGAUGAAUACAUUCACAGUACCAGUCACCACUGAAGAGACCACGAGCUUCCUGACUCCAACCGACUAUCCCUUCAGUCACAGGGUCAGCAUCACAGACCUCAGCAUCCUCCUCCCGCUCGUGUUUGUGGUGCUGCUGUUUCUCUUGGUGGCUGCCUCACUCCUGGCUUGGAGGAUGAUGAAGCAACAGAAGAAGGGGAAGAGCUCUUCCUUUGCUCAGGGAUCACGAGUGGCUGCGCUGUCCUCCGAGCAGCCCGUUGAAGGUGACCUCUGCUACGCAAACCUGUCACUGCAUCAGUCUGCAGCCUGUCCGGACUCCACCUGGCAAAAGGCCUCCAGCAAGGCCCCAGCCAACCAGGGAGAAGUGGAAUACGUCACCAUGGCUCCUUUUCCGAGACAGGACGUUUCCUAUGCAUCCCUGUGUUUGGAUGUCUUGGAUCAGGAGCCAACCUACAGCAACACCGGCCACACUCCCAGCAGGGCCUACAAGGAGUCCACAGAAUACAGCAGCAUCAGGCGGCCUUAGCCUGGGCCUGGCCUUUCUCUUGGACCUUGCAGGGGGCUGAGGAGCAUGUUGCCCCCUGUCUGCUUUCUGCCCCUGCCCGCCACCAGGACCAGCUUAUGACUGAAGCUCUGCCUGUUCUGCCAGCGUGGCCCCCAACUGUUUCUUGGGGCUUUGGUGACCAGUCUCUGGGAACUUCAAGGAAUUAGGGUUCUUUCCACAUCCCCCACCCCCCACCUAGCUUGGGCAGGGUCUGAAGAUACAGUCUGUGGCUGCAUGUGAAUAAUAAGGACAAAGGUGGCAAUAAUAGUAAUUACCCUUUAUUUAUUGCUUGUCUGCAUCCUGAUCCCCAGCAUGCGCAAAUGUAGCCCACAUAGCGAAAGACAAGGAACAUACGCAACUAAGUUGAAGAUUUGGAGAUGUGGAGAUCCUUCUGGAUUAUUCCAGGGGGAACCUGAUGUAUAAUCAUAAGACUCCUUCUAAGAAGGAGGCAAGGAAAUCAGAAGGGGAGGGGACAGUGUGACGCCAGAAGUGGAGGCUCGAGCGAUGCGGUGAGGAGUAAAGGAAUGCUGCCACCUCCAGGGACUGGGAGAGGCAAGGGACAUACUGUUCCCCGGAGCCUCCAAGAAGAGCCACCCCUGCCAGCACCUUGGCUUGAGUUUAGUGGAACUGAAUUUGAUGUUCUAGCCUCCUGAAGUAGAGGGGAAUAAAUUUGUAUUGUUUUGUUUAAUUUUUAAUUUUUUUUUUCACG